CAAACAAAUCACACAUUUAGAUAUAGAUAUCAAUUGAAAUUUUUUUUAGUAAUAGUAAAAUAUAAAACAAUAGUUAUUAUUAUUAUCAUCAUCAAAAAAAACUAUGAAAUUUUUAAUUAUCACAUUACUAUUGGCAACAAUUGCCACCGCUAUCGUUGUCAAUGGUAAACGUGUCGGUAAUCAUCGUAAUGAUGACUACGAGUCGGACCGGGAACAGGAAGAUCAGGAUCAGGACUAUCGGCCAAACCGUCGACAACACCGACAACACCAACAACAACAACAACAACAACCUAAUGGAAAUCCGUUUGAUUUUUUUGGUAAUUUACUUACAGGUCCGAUGAAAAUGUUUGGCAAUUUUCUAGAGGGUGGUUUGAAUACAGUGGGCAAUGUUAUGGAACAGGGAACCGGUAUGGUUAGCGGACUGGCCAAAGCUGGCAUGAAUAUGGGCAGCAAAGCUAUGGGUGCGGCCACCAAAUUGCCAAUGGAUUUGGCCAAACAUGGUAUGGGUGCGGCUACCGAUCUAGUGGGCAAUGUUGUUGAACAGGGAGUCGGUAUGGGUAUGGGUAUGGCCAAACAAGGCAUGGAAGUACCGAAAAAAUUCAUGAAUAUGGGAAUGGGUAUGGCCAAACAGGGCAUGGAUAUGGGCAUGGGUAUGGCCAAACAGGGCAUGGAAGUACCGAAAAAAGCUAUCAAUAUGGGAAUGGGUGUGGCCAAACAGGGCGUUGGUAUGGGCUUAGGUAUGGCCAAACAGGGCAUGGGUAUGGCCAAACAGGGUAUGAAUUUACCAACACAAGUGGUCUCAGGUGUAAUGGAUAGCGCCACUGGUCUAGUAAAUGGUGUAUUAGGUGGUGGUGCCGGUGCUGGCGGUAAUAGACGACAACAACAGAGAGGGAGAGGCAAUGGCCAGAGACGACAGUCCCGUCCUCAACAAAACCAGGACAAUGAGGAGCAGGAAAAUUGAUUGCAAAAAAAAUAUUUCCUAUAAAAACGAUUUUUUACUGUAAAUUUCUAAGUAAAUAAAAAAUUUAAAAAAAAAUCAU
This is a messenger RNA of Oppia nitens, 1040 nucleotides long. RefSeq lists its product as uncharacterized. The transcript is spliced from 3 exons. The coding region runs from base 104 to 961 and encodes 285 amino acids. The record is from RefSeq and is a predicted model, not a curated record. NCBI's taxonomy places the organism in Eukaryota, Metazoa, Arthropoda, Arachnida, Sarcoptiformes, Oppiidae.